This is a messenger RNA of Coniosporium apollinis CBS 100218, 423 nucleotides long. RefSeq lists its product as uncharacterized. Lineage: Eukaryota; Fungi; Ascomycota; Dothideomycetes. The record is from RefSeq and is a predicted model, not a curated record. The transcript has 2 exons. Bases 1 to 423 code for a protein of 140 amino acids.
AUGGCCCCCAAACAACCGGCCCCAAGACGUUCCACUCGCUCCACCAAAGGCAAAGUGCCGGAGCGUCUUGUCAGCGACCCAACCACAACUUUCAAAGUCGCAAAGACGAAGCCGAAGGGGAAGGGGAAGAUCCCCGGGCCACCGCGUUCCCCAAUCAAUCGGAGGGCGCGCGGGCUCGAGGAGGUCCGCUGGCUCGAACUGAUGGUGGUGGAGGAUUUUGAUGAGGAGGGGGAGUGGGAUGAGGAGGGGCCGUGGGAUGAUGAGAUGGAGGAGAUGGGGGGCUGGGAUGGAGAUGUGGCGGUGGAGAGGAAGGAGCAGGUUAAGAAGGAAGAGAGUGAUGAUGAGGACGAGGAGGAUUAUGAGUAUGAGGUCACCAAGAAGCAGCCUAAGAAGGCGAGAAGGGCCAAGAAGGUGGAGGAGUAG